CCCACGGCGCCGCUGCCCCGCGCCCCAAAUCCCGGCAGUGCCGGCGCCGGGAACGCUCCGGAUCCGAGCCCAAAUCCCCAGAUCCCCUCCCCAGCCCCUCCUGGAGGUCGGAGCCGGCCCGGAGCAGCUUCUGGAGACCGGAUUUGUCACCGAGGGGUCAAUCCCGGCUCCGAGCCCUCGGCUCCUGCUCCGAAUCCCGGGAUGGAGCCGCUGGCUCCCACCGCCCUCCUGGCCCUGCUGGUGCUGGCCCUGGGACAGCCCGACCCCGCGCUGGACCGGCACUGGGAGCUCUGGAAAAAAUCCUACGGCAAGGAAUAUCACCCCCAGGAGGAUUUGCUCCGUCGCCUGACGUGGGAGAAGAACCUGUGGCUGGUGACCCUCCACAACCUGGAGCACUCCCUGGGGCUCCGCUCCUACACGCUGGGCAUGAACCACCUGGGGGACAUGACCAGCGAGGAGGUGGCGGCAUCGCUGACGGGGCUCCAGCUCCGUCCCCGUCCCCGCGGGAAUUCUGCAUUCCCAGCCCGACCCCGGCCUGUUGGGGACAUCCCCGAGGCUCUGGACUGGCGGGACAAGGGCUGUGUGACCGAGGUGAAGAACCAGGGCGCCUGCGGAUCCUGCUGGGCCUUCAGCGCCGUGGGAGCGCUGGAGGCGCAGCUGAAGCUGAAAACCGGGAAUUUGGUGUCCCUGAGCGUCCAGAACCUGGUGGAUUGCUCUGGGAUGUACGGGAACAAGGGCUGUGCCGGCGGGUUCAUGACGGAGGCGUUCCAGUACAUCAUCGACAACGGCGGCAUCGAGUCCGAGGAGUCCUAUCCCUACACGGCUCAGAACGGGACGUGCCACUACAACGCCUCCGCCCGCGCCGCCUCCUGCUCCCGGUUCGUGGAGCUGCCCGAGGGCGAUGAGGCUGCGCUCAGGGACGCCGUGGCCACCGUGGGCCCCGUGGCCGUGGCCAUCGACGCCACCCGGCCCAGCUUCUUCCUCUACCGCUCCGGGGUGUUUGACGACCCCCAGUGCUCGCAGGAGAAGCUGAACCACGCCGUGCUGGUGGUGGGAUACGGCUCCCUGGAAAACAAGGAAUAUUGGCUGGUGAAGAACAGCUGGGGCGUGCAUUUCGGGGACGCCGGGUACAUCCGCAUGGCCCGCAACGCCUCCAACCUCUGCGGCAUCGCCAGCUACGCCUCCUACCCACUCAUCUAGACCUGGUCUGGACCUGGUCUGGACCUGAUCUAGACCUGAUCUGCACCUGCACUCCAGGCACCUCCCCAGAGCUCCAGAUUUCCAUGGAUUCCAUGGAUUCCUCUACUUCCAGGGUCGCUUUCCAGUGCUGGGCAUUGUCUGGUGGUUGGAUCUGUGGGUUGGGAGGGGAUCCGGAGCGUGGGAUGGGGGAAUGUUGUUGAUAAGCAUCAGGGAGUUCGUUUUUGGUGGAAAUGUAGGGGUUUGGGAGUAAAAUGGUGAUUCCUGCAGGGAUUGGUCACAGGGAUAAUAGGGAUCGGAUACUGGGAUCACAGAGCAUUGGGAUCGGGUACAGGGAUCACUGGGAUCUUAGGGAUCGUUGGGAUUGGGUGUCAGGAUCACUGGGAUCACUGGGGUUGGAUACUGGGAUCAUUGGGAUCGCUGGGAUCAUUGGGAUUGGGUGCCAGGAUCACAGGGAUCAUUGGGAUCACAGGAGCAUUGGGAUCAGGUACAAGGAUCACUAGGAUCAUUGGGAUCACUGGGA
This is a messenger RNA of Zonotrichia leucophrys gambelii, 1720 nucleotides long. RefSeq names its product cathepsin S-like. Gene Ontology annotation, biological process: positive regulation of apoptotic signaling pathway; positive regulation of peptidase activity; immune response. Bases 202 to 1200 code for a protein of 332 amino acids. The record is from RefSeq and is a predicted model, not a curated record. The transcript has 8 exons. Gene Ontology annotation, molecular function: cysteine-type endopeptidase activity; cysteine-type endopeptidase activator activity involved in apoptotic process. Gene Ontology annotation, cellular component: lysosome. NCBI's taxonomy places the organism in Eukaryota, Metazoa, Chordata, Aves, Passeriformes, Passerellidae.